AUGGUUCAACGUUGGUUUAUUUGUGUCACGGUUGUCGGUAUUUGGAUCUUAUCCUGCAAAAGCUCCAACAGUGCCCAGACGGCAGUCAAGACAUUUCAAAAUAACACGGUGAUAUUACCCUGCCACGUAGAAAGCCUCGGUGUUCAAACAAUAGUGCGAUGGUGGCGAGAAGACACGCUGCUAGCAGACAGCAGUGAUCCAAAUUUAAUACAUCUCCCUCGCAUAAAAAUGUGGGACAAUAUGAGCUUGGAGGUGUCACAAGUGCAGCCACAGGAUUCUGGAAAAUAUGUUUGUCAAGCUUCAAGACCGGCACCUUGGGGCCACGUUACACAAGUACAAACUAUUGAAGUUCUGUAUCCGCCGAGCAUUCAUUCAGUGCCUGAAGCUGGAGAACUUGAAGUAAACUUUGGCGACGAAGUAGAAAUGGCUUGUAUUGCUAAAGGAGUACCCUAUCCAAGCAUUUCCUGGAGAAUGAAGGUAAAUUUUGUCUGGUGUAAUUUAUGGCUCAAGUAUAAACCGGAGAUCGAGUCCAAGAAGAGCUGGAUCCAUGCAUCCCCUGGAAUACGGGCUCAGCUUGACUGCAAGGUGACGGCCUACCCUGAUGCCAAGGUCGACUGGUUCAUUGAAAAUGAGAGAGUUACCUACUCAUCAAGGAUUGUUAAAUUCAUUGCCGGGCAGGUUCACAGCCUGGUGAUAAGAAAUGUCAGACCUAGCGACUACGGUUAUUACAUUUGUCGCGCUACCAAUGAUUUGGGAGUUUCUGAAACGAGUAUUGAAUUAUCUGGAAUUGCCAAUGCUGCUGUCUUCAAGGAGUCCAAUCCUAUCGCUACUAAUGCAUACAAUUUUAUUUGGGAAGUUGAUAGCUAUAUCCCAAUUAUUGAGUAUCAAUUUUGGUUUCGCAAAUACUCAACUCUAGAUCGAGGACGUGACUGGCACAAGCUAUUCAUUCCUAGUGGAAGCGAUGCGAUUGGACCUCUCCACGGCAAGUCCUUUAAUCUCACAGGACUGACGCCUGCAACAUACUACGAAGCACUUAUACUAUCAAGAAAUCGAUAUGGGUGGAGCAAGCCUUCAAAGAUCCUACGGUUUGCCACUGAAGGAGCCGCUCGGAAAGAUCAUUACAAAGUUGAGGCUGCUUACGAGGGAUCACCAUUGGCAGUUAUAAUGAAUGAUUCACCAACUCCGAGGUCUGAAACGCUCAACAGUGCCUCUAUAGUUAAUACGAGAGAUUCAACGCUCAGUAUAGUCCUCGUGGUAUUUUUAUUAUCAAUAUCUUUGGAACAAUUGUUGUAA
Cotesia congregata is the source of this 1293-nucleotide messenger RNA. Lineage: Eukaryota; Metazoa; Arthropoda; Insecta; Hymenoptera; Braconidae. The record is from the annotation of a GenBank genome assembly.